UCUGUUGAGCAGCGUAACAGCUAAGUUGUUGUCGUGAGCAUAUUUUGGAGACUUAUCGACAGAAGCCCCUCGAGCAGUUGCACACAUACUAAUGCACAUAUUAUACAUGCAUAUAUGAGUACGUGUUUUGUAUUUAUGCGUUAGAAGGCGAAGUUCGCUCGACUGUGAGAAUUGUUGCGCAUUUGCUAUUUGGCGCGUGUUGUGAAAUAAAUUUGGAUGGAUAACAACAAUAAAAUAUUUUUAGUGUCGGUUGUUUAAUCGAAGCCAGUAACAAGUCGCAGCUAGCAGACAAACAAUCUCGACACUAACGAUGGAACACAAAACGGUGCCAAAUGAAAAUAACAAUAACCAUAGUCACUAUGGUCAUGACCACGAUCGAUCAGCUUCACCCCAUCUGACUAAAUUAAUUAUACCUGUGAAUGAUAAAAACUCAGCGACUGCGAAAAAAAUAUAUAACACGCCACAAAUCCCAGAGAAUGGCGCGGCGACGACGGAGAAACGAGCAAAGAAGAAGCGUCGCGACAAAAGUGAUCUGGGCGAAGAUUUUGUAGCGCCCGAUGGAGGUUGGGGUUGGCUGGUCAGCUUUGCCAGCGGUAUAGCAGUGAUGGUAACAUUUGGAUUGGCACAGCAAUUCGGCAUUAUCUUUCGAGAUUAUAUGUACAGUAUUGGCAUCACGAGUUCACAACUGACGACCAUUAUCAACACACAGAUUGCCGUUUCGGCGUUAACAGGUCUUCUUAAUGGACCUCUCUUCCGGCGGUAUACAUAUCGUCAAGUAGCGUUUGGUGGCGCAGCACUCAUCUUCCUAGGCAUGUUUUUGUCAGUAUUCGCUCAAUCAUUCCUCUUUUACAUGAUGUCUUUCUCAUUCUUUUAUGCCUUCGGCCGUGGACUCAUGGUAUCCGCGUCUUCAAUGGCUGUCAAUACAUACUUCAAAGUGAAACGUCGCACUGCCACCUCAUAUCAGUUUGGAGUAGCUGGAAUGGGCCCAAUUAUCUUGCCUCAUCUCGCCACGUUUCUAACGGAGACGGUUGGCGUAAAAGGCACCGUUCUAAUCUUCUCCGGUCUCUCAUUACACAACUUUGCCUGCUCGUUGAUUUUCCAGCCGGUGCAGUGGCAUGUGAAAAAGGUUAAAAGUGACACUGAGGCAAUGCGUCCAGCUUCCCAGCACUUCGAAGAGGAAGAGCCUGAACAAUUUGUUGAGCCCGAUACACAUAGCUUGGCACGUGCCAACGAUGGCUGGUAUGGUUCGCGCACCUCAAUAAACACGCUCACCUACCGACAACGCCUAGGCACUGGCGAUAGCAUACAAAUGCAACGUCUUAGACGUCUGAGCAGCAUUGGUGUAGGCCGAGCGAAACAACGCUCCUUCUCGACCAGUGAGAGUAUCAAAGAGAAUGAAUUGGAGCAUUUACACAUUGAAUCUAUGCUGCCGACUAAGCUGGAAUAUUUGAAUGAAGGACAGGUGGCACUGCAACAUAAACAAUUACAGCUUAGUGAGAAGGAAUACUCCGCCCCCGAGAAGACGCUAGCUGAAAUGAUAGAAGAAGAGGACGAGGCUCGGCGAAAGUUACCAUUCCUAAAGAAGGUCGUCAUAUUCUUCGAUUUAGAUCUGUUGCGUGAUUUCACAUAUGUCAACUUGGCCAUGGGCAUGACGAUAAUAAACUUUGUGGAAAUUAAUUUCGCUAUUUUGACACCAUUCAUUCUGUCCGACUUCAAAUUCAGUAACACACAAAUCGCCAUUGCUAUGUCUUGUCUAGGUGUUUGUGAUGUCAUAUUACGAUUCCUUACACCUUUGCUUACAGCGAAAAUUCCUUUGAGCAAUAAAAAUUUCUUCAUUAUUGGCAUCCUGGGCAUGUGUUUUGGGCGGGUAUUUCUCGUGUACUGUCGUAAUUUCUAUUGGUUAAUGGGUAUUUUCGGAUUUUUGGGCCUAUUCAAGGCAUUCCGCACAAUCUUUGCGCUCCUCAUCAUUCCUGGCUAUGUACCUUUGAAGCGCUUGCCCGCUGCUGCCGGGCUACAGUUACUGAUGUCCGGUAUUUUCUCUCUGGUCUUUGGUCCAUUGGUUGGUCUUAUACGUGAUGCAACGGAUUAUGGCUACACUUUACAUUUUCUAAAUGGACUGAACAUUAUUGCGAUUACAUUGUGGAUAGUGGAGGAUAUUUUCAGAAAGAACAAGCCAACGUUAGAAUAAUAUUAUUUUAGGCAAUAUAAAUAUGAGUAUAAACAUAUUUAUUUGUCUGUCACUGUUUAAACGUUCCUGCCAUAUCGAAAUCUGUAUAUAUUUGUAUAUAGUAAAAACAUUCACAAAAGAUCAUUUAAUUUUUAAAUUUUGAAUAGUUUUUGCCAAAUAUAAAUUGAUAAGUUUUAAAAGUUUGCACAAGUAUUGUGUUGAAAAUUCGUUAAAAAAUGUUUACUUUUGAAAACAAUUGUAUUCUUAUGUUAUUAUAUAAUAACUGUUGUUAGUUUUUAUGUAUGUAUUUAUAUAUUUAUGUAUGCGAAGGCCUUAAGUUUAAACUGAAA
Anastrepha ludens (Mexican fruit fly) is the source of this 2517-nucleotide messenger RNA. Its product is annotated as monocarboxylate transporter 9. Gene Ontology annotation, molecular function: monocarboxylic acid transmembrane transporter activity. Bases 311 to 2188 code for a protein of 625 amino acids. The transcript has 6 exons. The record is from RefSeq and is a predicted model, not a curated record. Lineage: Eukaryota; Metazoa; Arthropoda; Insecta; Diptera; Tephritidae. Gene Ontology annotation, biological process: transmembrane transport; monocarboxylic acid transport.